Tripterygium wilfordii is the source of this 944-nucleotide messenger RNA. Its product is annotated as cysteine-rich repeat secretory protein 38-like. Lineage: Eukaryota; Viridiplantae; Streptophyta; Magnoliopsida; Celastrales; Celastraceae. The record is from RefSeq and is a predicted model, not a curated record. The coding region runs from base 94 to 825 and encodes 243 amino acids. The transcript has a single exon.
CUUACAAAACCCAUCUUCAGCUUCGUUAAUUCAGUAUGUAUUGCACAAAAUCAAUGCCUCUUCCUUUCUUACUCUUCUCUCUUACCCUUCUUCAUGCAGCCACUGCAGGAAACCCACUAUACAAUAUCUGUUUUAACAAAGACCCUUCUUCAUGCAGCCACUGCAGGAAACCCACUAUACAAUAUCUGUUUUAACAAAGACAACUACACCACCAACAACCGUUAUCGUAACAACUUGAAUGAUUUACUAAGUAUCUUAGCCUACAAAGCUUCUCUGACCGGAUUUGGGCUUGGAUCCGUCGGAAAAGUCCAAGAUUAUGUAAGCGGGCUCGCUCUAUGCCGUGGAGACGUCUCGAGCCCAGAUUGUAAAACUUGUAUCAAUGAUGCUAGUAAAGAGCUUCUCCAACGCUGCCCUAACAACAAAGGAGCAAUCAUUUGGUACGAAAAUUGCUUGCUAAAAUACUCAAACGUCAAGUUCUUCGGUAAAAUCGACUACGACAACAAGUUCUUAUUGUCCAAUGUGAAGGAUGUGGAAGGUGAUCCAGAGGUGUUUUAUGGAAAAGUGAAGGAGUUAUUGAGUGGUUUGGCUAAUAAAGCUGAGGCUACAGAGAAAUUGUACGCGCCCGGGGACCUUGAGUUGAAUAAAAAUGAGAAGUUGUACGGAAUUGUUCAGUGUACAAGAGAUCUUUCAAGUGCUGAUUGUAAGAAGUGUCUUGAUGAUGCAAUGAAUGGACUCCCAGGGUGUUGUUCUGGAAAGAGAGGAGGGAGGAUUGUGGGUGGGAGCUGCCAUGCUGGAUAUGAACUUUAUCCCUUUAUUAAUCAAUAGAUCUAUAUAGUAUAUACCCUCAUAAUGGGUUAAGCACUAAAUAAAUAAAUAAAUAAUUAAUUUGUAUUAAUUAUUAAUUAAUGGUAUGAGUAGUGUUGCUUUGCCAACCUAAUUAUGAA